This is a messenger RNA of Indicator indicator, 2205 nucleotides long. It is a transcript of the gene CPXM2, whose product is annotated as carboxypeptidase X, M14 family member 2. The record is from RefSeq and is a predicted model, not a curated record. The transcript has 13 exons. Gene Ontology annotation, biological process: proteolysis. The coding region runs from base 10 to 2205 and encodes 731 amino acids. Gene Ontology annotation, molecular function: zinc ion binding; metallocarboxypeptidase activity. Lineage: Eukaryota; Metazoa; Chordata; Aves; Piciformes; Indicatoridae.
AAGCAACAGAUGAUGAUUGCCCUAGGCAAGCAAAGCUCCUGUUGUGCGCAACUCUGCCUCCCUCUCUGCGCCUUUGGGCUGGCAUUGCUGGGGGACGUGUGCGGGGCCGUCUCCCUGGACGAUCAGGAUUACUACCUGCAGGAGAUUAGCAACAGGGAUCAUUAUUAUUCCUUUCCGUAUCCCGGUGAAGAGUUUUUUCCUUCCACGGAGCAACCUGGAGGAGAAGGACCUAUCCGUGCUGCAGAGACAGAGGAGCACCCAGGGUUCAAACCGAACAGGAAAGAGUUAAAACCGAAGAAAAGCAACAAAAAAGGAAAAGUUAUUCUCGAAACUCCACCAGAUUGUCCUCCACUUGGUCUGGAGACAUUAAAAAUCACUGACUUCCAGCUCCACGCCUCUACAGCAAAGCGCUAUGGCCUGGGGGCGCACAGAGGAAGGCUGAACAUUCAGGCAGGUGUUAAUGAAAAUGACUUUUAUGAUGGUGCCUGGUGUGCUGGCAGAAACGACCCCUACCAGUGGAUCGAGGUGGAUGCUCGCAGGCUGACGAAGUUCACCGGCGUCAUCACGCAGGGAAGGAACUCCCUCUGGUCGAGUGACUGGGUAACCUCUUACAGAGUGCUGGUGAGCAAUGACAGUCAUGCAUGGACUGCUGUCAGGAAUGAAUCUGGAGACGUGAUUUUUGAAGGAAACAGCGAGAAGGAGAUCCCAGUGCUGAACACGCUGCCAGUGCCGUUGGUUGCGCGCUACAUCCGCAUCAACCCUCGCUCCUGGUUCGGGGAGGGCAGCAUCUGCAUGAGGCUGGAAGUCUUAGGCUGUCCUUUGCCAGACCCCAAUAAUUAUUACCACAGAAGGAAUGAAAUGACAACCACAGAUAAUCUGGAUUUCAAGCAUCACAACUACAAGGAAAUGAGGCAGUUGAUGAAAACUGUGAAUAGAAUGUGCCCAAAUAUCACAAGAAUUUACAAUAUUGGAAAAAGCAACCAAGGACUCAAGCUGUAUGCUGUGGAGAUUUCGGACAACCCAGGAGAACACGAAGUUGGUGAGCCAGAAUUCCGGUACACUGCUGGAGCUCACGGGAAUGAAGUGCUUGGCCGUGAGCUCAUCCUUUUGCUAAUGCAGUUUAUGUGCCAGGAGUACCUGGCUGGGAACCCACGCAUCAUGCAUCUCAUUGAGGACACCAGAAUCCACCUCCUGCCCUCGGCCAACCCCGACGGGUACAACAAGGCCUACCAAGCGGGUUCAGAACUGGGGGGCUGGUCUUUGGGACGAUGGACUCAGGAUGGGAUUGACAUCAACAAUAAUUUCCCUGAUUUAAACUCUUUGCUGUGGGAGUCAGAAGACCAGAAGAGUAAAAGAAAAGUUCCAAACCAUCAUAUCCCAAUCCCAGACUGGUACCUGUCCGAAAAUGCCACUGUGGCCGUCGAGACGCGGGCGCUCAUAGCCUGGAUGGAGAAGAUCCCCUUCGUGCUGGGGGGCAACCUGCAGGGAGGGGAGCUGGUGGUGGCCUACCCCUACGACAUGGCGCGGUCGCUGUGGAAGACACAGGACUACACAGCCACCCCUGACGACCACGUCUUCCGCUGGCUCGCCUACUCCUAUGCCUCCACGCACCGCCUGAUGACCGACGCCCGCAGGAGGGCCUGCCACACCGAGGACUUCCACAAGGAGGAUGGCACCAUCAACGGCGCCUCCUGGCACACCGUGGCUGGAAGCAUAAAUGACUUCAGCUACCUGCACACAAACUGCUUUGAGCUCUCCAUCUACGUGGGCUGUGACAAAUACCCCCACGAGAGUGAGCUGCCCGAGGAGUGGGAGAACAACCGCGAGUCCCUCAUUGUCUUCAUGGAGCAGGUCCAUCGGGGCAUCAAAGGCAUAGUGAGAGAUGUGCAUGGGAAGGGGAUCCCCAGUGCUGUUGUUUCAGUGGAAGGCGUUAACCACGACGUUCGCACAGGAGCCGACGGUGAUUACUGGCGCCUGCUCAACCCGGGUGAGUACGUGGUGGACGUGAAGGCUGAGGGCUACACCGCUGCCACCAAGACCUGCGAAGUUGGCUACGACAUGGGGGCUACCCAGUGUGACUUCACCAUCUCCAAGACCAACCUGGCGAGGAUCAAGGAGAUCAUGAGGAAGUUUGGGAAGCAGCCUCUCAGCCUGUCAGUGCGGCGGCUCCGGCAGAGGGCUUGGCAGUGGCGGCAGCGGCGAUAG